Messenger RNA from Melanotaenia boesemani (Boeseman's rainbowfish), 8409 nucleotides. It is a transcript of the gene pard3bb, whose product is annotated as par-3 family cell polarity regulator beta b. Gene Ontology annotation, cellular component: cell cortex; apical plasma membrane; apical junction complex. NCBI's taxonomy places the organism in Eukaryota, Metazoa, Chordata, Actinopteri, Atheriniformes, Melanotaeniidae. The transcript has 26 exons. The record is from RefSeq and is a predicted model, not a curated record. Bases 1166 to 4780 code for a protein of 1204 amino acids. Gene Ontology annotation, biological process: establishment or maintenance of epithelial cell apical/basal polarity; intracellular protein localization; establishment of centrosome localization. Gene Ontology annotation, molecular function: phosphatidylinositol binding; protein binding.
AUCUUCACAUCGUUUUAUAUCUCGCUGUUUGAGCUCCAGCUGUAACUUGGCGCAUCAUGUUAGUGAAGCUCUAACUGGAGCACGUCCCCUUUAAGAAGUGACAGCAACAAGCGGCGGAGGAGCUGGUCAGGAACUGGUCAGGAGCGGACGGCUGUGAAGGAAUCCCAAAACUUUUUUUUUUUUUUUUUAACUCAGUAAAGUUGUAAAUUUACUGUUACAGCUCUAAUUGGAUUUUUUAUUGAAUGUUGAAAUAACAUCAGCGCGUUUUUACUGGCUGCCGGUGAUGAAUUAGAUCCGCAUAGCCGCUCGGAAAAGAGGUAACUUUGCGAGGGGAAAACUUGUGGAAUGAUGCCCGAACGACUGCAUCCCUCCCUCCAAAGUUCAGCUAAGGUGGCUAACGUUAGCUAGCACAGGAGCGGCUCGCUAAACGUGAGGUGAAAGUUGAUUAAAAUAAGACGGAACCCAUUCCGUCGGAGUGGUCCCAGGCCUGUGGAGUCCAGAUAGAUGUUUCUAAGAGAAAGCUUUCAUCUUCGUCUUGUUAACACAGACGAGACAGGUUACAGUAACGAGCUAAUCACUUUUAGCCAAGUGGAAGCAGGCAGCUAGCAUCUGCGAAGUGACUUUUAUCAGUUAGUUCAGCCACAAAGAGGAAUGACACGACACACCACUUCUUUAUCUGCCACAGUUGAGCUCCAUCCUGUAAAGACUGCAGCACUUUGACGGUCCAAGCAACUUUCUUUUUACUUCGCCCCACUGAACAGCAUCUUCUCCUCGGCUUGAGGAGAUGCGCAGAGGCGACAACCGUGGUGACUACUGCAAGACACAUUAAUAUCUGAGCAGCAUGUGCUGACUACUGCCUGUGGAAUCACCAUGACAUUUACCAGUGGAGCACCAAUAACACUGGACAACUUGAAAAUCUGCGUGACAUUUUGAAGGAUCAGGUCAGAGUGGUGUAAUUUUCACUCGGAUGCAGCUGUUCAAGCCACUCAUUAUCAGAGCUUCUUUUCUGCCAUUUUUGUAGCUUUUUGUGUUUGAUCACAUCUCCAGCUUAUCAAGUCAUUCAGUGGUGCACUCUGCAAUUUAGAGCAUUCUUCCAUUGUUAUGAUAAUUGCUCAUCACCUCUAUCUGGAGGGCCUACAUCUUGGAUGAAGAGGAGUGUGCUAUAAUGAAGGUGACUGUAACGUUUGGACAGACUGGUGUGGUGGUGCCUUGCAAGGAGGGAUGGACUGUGAGGGACCUCAUUCAGCAAGCUACGCAGAGAUACAGGAAACUCCUGGAACAGGAAGGAGAUUUUCGGGUUCGAACUCACCAUGUUGAAUACUGUGAUGGGGGGAUUCUGGACCCUGAUGAUAUACUCAGUGAUCUGGUAGAAGACAAGGACAAGCUGAUGGCGGUGUAUGAGGAGCAGGAAGCCCAGCAGAGGGGCAUGGCUAGCACAAGCCUAACCCCCAGCCCUGAUCUCCACCAAGCUGAGCUCUCCGUUUUCCAGCCAAUUACAGGAGGAGAGAUCGAAGUCAAUUCUUCAGCCCUCAAGUCAAGCACGCCCCUGCUGGUGAGAAGCAGCAGUGACUCGGCCCUCGGCCCCCAAACUGCAGAGGCUGAACCCUCCUUCACUGAAGACACAGCAGUAAUGGCAGCCAGCCCUGCUGUGGAAAGGCCUGCAGGAAUGGACCGAGCCCAAGGCAAGCACACCUUCAAUAGCAGCCUGACCAGGAUGGUGGAGAUCCUUGGUGAGGACAGUCCAUUGGGAAUCCACGUGGUUCCCUACUGCUCAUCACUCAGUGGACGGCCUCUUGGUCUGUAUAUCCGUGGAGUGGAGGAAGAGAGUCGCUCAAGAAAGGAGGGCUUGUUUCAAGAGGACGAGUGCAUUGUCAAAAUCAACAACACUGACCUCAUGGACAAGACAUUUAGCCAAGCUCAGGACAUUUUCCGCCAAGCGAUGCGUUCCCCACUCGUCUGUUUGGAAGUUGUGCCCUCCUCCAACAGAGAGCGAUAUGAGAAAAGUUUGAUCGGUCAGCUGUUUGGCAACAGCACCGCACCCAACAGCAGCCCCCAUAUCACCAAAACCAAAGAGCCACCUCCACCCAUCAAAGCCAAACCGGUGUUUAAGCCCUCUGAGAGUCCAGCCACACGACUGGCAGAGGAAGCUGCCCCUCCAGAAACUUUCACUACCUCGAAGGGGAUGAGUGAGAGUCCCCUCCUUCGGAAAAGCCCUGCCCUAUCCAGCCUGGUGGCCAAUAAGAGAGGACGGAGACUGAGGAUUGACUUAAAAAAAGGUUCAGAAGGUCUUGGGUUUACCGUGGUAACCAGGGAUUCUUCAGUACACGGUCCAGGUCCAAUUCUAGUGAAAAACAUUCUGCCACGAGGUGCUGCUGUCAAAGAUGGACGUCUUCAGUCUGGAGACCGCAUACUGGAGGUAAAUGGUGUGGAUAUCACUGGGGUGGGCCAAGAGGAGCUGGUCUGCAUGCUCCGCAGCACACGGCAGGGAGAAAGUGUUUCUCUGGUGCUCUUACGGCAGGAAGACAUGUUUCUGCCCAGAGAGAUGAAGGAUGAGGUAUCCCGUGUACCAGCCUUAGUUUUGGAGAACGGGAAGGAGCAGCUCAUGUUUGAGGUUCCCCUCAAUGACACCGGCUCUGCGGGACUUGGCAUCAGCCUCAAAGGGAACAAGUCCAGAGAGACCGGAGAGGAUCUGGGAAUCUUCAUCAAAUCUAUUAUACAUGGAGGAGCUGCAUACAAGGAUGGACGCCUGCGUAUUAAUGACCAACUGGUUGCUGUAAAUGGAGAGUCGCUGCUGGGACGCUCCAAUCAUGCUGCCAUGGAGACGCUCCGACGAUCUAUGUCACAGGAAGGAAACUUAAGAGGGACAAUCCAGCUGGUGGUGAUGAGGACUUUCAAGGAUCAGCAUGAGGUGUCACCCAAUCGCUCAUUUGACAGCUCUUCUGGCCUGUUGGGACUGAUGAGUCCAAUGAAAGGUCAGCCAGGAUUGGUCAGCCCAGUGUCGGACUCCUUUCACCCUCCCCUGGUGGGCAACAGUAUUUAUGCUUCCAGUGUGACCAAUGGGAGUUACUCUCACAUGGAUGAGGAAGAGGAGGGGGUGCUGUAUGGGCAUGAUGCCGACACCAGCAGCUCUAAUCAAUAUUCAUAUUUACAGGAAAGGACGAACUCUCACACCUCGUGCCCGGCUCAGCCCCAGACCCCCACCCAGAACCAGAACCAGAACCAGCGGCAAUUCCAGCACAUCAAAGCCUCCAAGAGCAUGGACCUGGGUACGACUCAGAGCCAGCAUCCCACUGUGGCAGAUGAGAGCAACGUGGGAUCCCUGGGUGGAGGCACUACUGUUCCUUCAACUCCUGUGGAACUCGGUCCUACCCUUGGCUUGAAAAAGUCCAGUUCCUUGGAGAGUCUCCAGACAGCCAUGUCAGAAGUCAGCAGAAAGAACGAGCUCCUCCCGUUCCACCGUCCUCGCCCGAAUAUGGUCAGGGGCAGAGGCUGCAAUGAGAGCUUUCGAGCAGCGAUUGAUAAAUCCUACGAUGGGCCGGCUGAAGACGACGAUGAUGAAGGUUCAGAGCUGAGUUCAGGCCGUGACACCCCUGCAAGUAGUUCAUCCCGCCAGGGGGUUGGUGAUCAAACAGAGGAGAAAGGCAAAAAAGACAAGAAAAAGAAAGCAAAAACUAAGAAGAAAGAAAAGAACAAAGGGAAAGGAAAAGAGAAGGAGAAGAAGAAAGCAGAGGAGCCUGAGGAGACGGAAAAGAAGACUAAGAAAAUAGGCUUUGGCCUGUUGAGAUUUGGAAAGAAAAAGGAAGCAAAGGCGGCUCUGCAGCGACAGAAGUCUGACAUUCUAAGUGACCAUGAAUUUGAGAGGAUGAAAGAAGAGAGAGAGAGGAUUGAGGCAGGCCAUCCUGAGCUGCAAGAUCAACUGUCUAGAGACCAGCAAGGUGGCGGUGGCGGAUCUUCAUAUCCAGACUUUGAGGACGAUGAUGCAGAUCCCAACUAUGCCCGGAUACAGUCCUUCAGAGACAGAGAUACGAGUUCAGUCCCACAGCCAGCGCCUCAGUCACCUCCCUACAGUACAAUUCAGCACGCUCAUGUCCGCACACCUUCUCCUCAAGGCCCCUCUGGCUACCCAGGACGUGGAGUUCAUGCUAAUGAACCUGGAGUCAUCCCCGAGGAAGACCCCUUUGAUAGGCUGUACGCCAAAGUCAACAAACCAAGAGGCCCUGGAGCUGCUUCUCCUGCUCCUGCUGCAGCUCCUGCUAAUGACAGCAUGGACAGGAUCCAGCAGCUUAGAAGAGAAUAUCAGCAAGCGAGGCGAGAGGGAAUGGUGCCUCCGUAUGAAGAAGAUCUACGUCGCAGAGGACAUGAAAAUGACCCACACAGGAUCCCACCCAGAGGGGCAGAUCAGCGUCUGUCACCACGGUAUGAAGAGGUGGAGCGUCAGUACGCCUCCCUACCAAGACGAGGUCCGUUGGAUCCAGCAGAGUACCCCAUGCAGCCAUGGUCAGGUCAUUACCCUGGACCCUCCCAGCAGGUGUACCCUCAGUCCCCACCAUACUCUAAUCCCAACUCACAGUCUGGCCCAUCUUACUCUGGCUACCCACCUGGCCAGCCAUACUCACGGCCAGGCGACCCUCGAGGCCUCGACCCCGGCUACUACCCGCACCCCAGCUCCCAGCAGAGAGGCCCCUUGCGGCAGGAUGUGCCCCCAUCACCUACCCCUCCACUCCGUGUACCGCGGUACGACACAAUGACACGUGGUACUGUAGGUGGAGGUUACAGGUAGGGGUCAUAUCUGGAUGAAGACAGUUCCAGGCAUCAGAUGGAGCCCAGUACAGACCAGUACGGCCACUGUAUACUGGGGAAGAAGGGAGGCAGCAGCACCAAACCCACCCAGACAGAAGAAUGCCAUGACUGCAGCUGUGUAGAGAAACCAGGUCCAGACAUGAAACCCUGCAGAAUACUAACAGUUCUGUUUGUGUAGCUUCACCACUAUUAUCCACCACUGUCAGCACUGUGUGACGUUUACAGUAGUACACACACAUGCAAGGUCAAGAAAGUUCAACAUGGAGUGGACGACAUGAUAGGUCCUGCUAGAAGUCAUUCACAUUGCAAAUCAAAACUACAUCAUCAUGAGUUGUUACUUUUCAUUUUACUCUGAUAAAGUUCUCUUUUAAAAUUCACCACUUAACUUUCACAUGUUGCUGUGAACUCUGAUUUUGUCCAGGUAGUUUUACUGAGGCUCCUCCAACAUGACUAUAAUUAUAAGUGUUAACACGGCUCCCCCAAAAUAAUCAGCUAAGCCUUACCUGACAAGAAAAAGUCUCUUCACUAAAAACAAUUAUGAUAUUGUUUUUAUGUUAAAAGCAACAGUAGGCCUUCAUUUUUGUCUUUCUCCUACAUUCAUAUCCUCGUUGUCAUUUUACACUUUUUAAUGUUUUAAAAUGAAGCUUAUAAAUUUCUGAAAAAGUCUAGAAGGUAGAAAAUGUUAUUAUGAUCAUUUACUGAGCCGAUAUCUAGAGAAGCUAAUGUAAUGUGUGAGUGAAUGCAUAGCUAACGCAGCAUGAAAAACCCUGAGCAGAGCUAAUAUUAAAAUGAAUCAAACAACCAGCUAUUUGCUGUAAAUUGACAGGUUACACUGGUUUAAAGUGGUAGCAGUUCAUGUUAGUAUAACCUAGGUAACCUUUAACUAAAACAAGCCUAAAAACAACUAAUUUACUCUACUUGUAGGAAAAUGGGACUGCAGAGAUUAGAUUGUUUGGGUCCUGAAGCUGCAAAGAUGUUACCCUUAAUAAUGACUUAAUGAAUAAUUAAAUCUUUAGCAACACUUAGCUUUAUAAAGGGUUGUGUCUCUCCAUACAAACGACCAAACCAGAGCUCUAUCCAGCAUGCAGAGUUUGGUCUUUGAUUAUUUUGAGGGUUUUUUGCCAAACAGGGAGAACGCCACUAAUCAGAAACGUUGCAGUGAAGCGUUGUAUAAAUUAUCCGUUGGUGUUAUGAUGUUGUUUGUAUCUUUUAUUCCUAAUGUUUUAAUCUGAGAUUAGUUUUAUGACAUUGUCAGUUCUGGAUUAGUUAAAAGCCAAGUCGGGGAAGCACACCUCGGUUUCCGGCACCUAUAAACUCCACUACAUUUCAUCAGCUGUAAAAGUACUAAAACUCAGCAUUAAAGUUAGAAUAUAUGACUAGAUGGCAUUUAGCUUUAUUAAAAUGACCUUUGCUUGAAUGUAAGAUGAUCUUUGAUCGUCUGUUUUUUAUCCACCUGGUGAACCUGUGUUUACUGAAUCAUCUCAGAGCGAUUAGAUUUUAACAUAUGAUCUUUUUUUCUAUCGGCAUCACUUGUCCAGCAUUUCCAGUCUGCUGCUGUAUCGGCCGGACGGCCACAUUUAGUUACUUUUCCUCAUAUCAACCUACAUUAAGCUGCAUUAAGAUCGUUUCCUGAUGUCAUGCGCUGUAGUUUGGAUGUUAUGGACGUCUCUGUUUCCUCCCUGUGUAGGUAUAGGUGUGUGCUGAAGACAUAAAGUGAGCCUCGAGAGUGCUGCUCCACAGUGUAGUCAUUUAACCACUUACUGAGCCAGCAGUUAAACAUAACCAACAUUAGAGUCAUAACAUUUCAAUGUUUCACUCCUACAAAGGCUGCAGUAUUAAGUUCAACGGACGCUGAAUGUUUAAGGUGACAUUUAGGGAUGAUGUGGAUGACAUUUCUAUUAAUAUGACUGAGGAUUAAAUCCCAUUAAAGUGAAGUGUUGACAGUAGUUUGAUUGUAAACUGUAAUGACUUUUUCCCUGUUUAUUUCUGUUAAUUUAGUUAAGAAAAGGAGGGGAAAAGGAUGGGUGAGAGUAAAAUAAGUUUAUGAAUGGUAGAAAAAAAAGAAGGAAGAAAAGAAGAAAGCAGGUAGAAGAAAUGAUAAAAACAGAUAAAUGCGAUGCAGGGAAACUAAACCUGUAGAUGGAUGGUUAAAGGAAUGAAAGUUGACUUUAAAAAAAAGAUGAGCAGUGUUUAUUGUGCAUUAAGAUGAGGGUUACAGUAGGGGGCUUUUUUAACUGAACGUAGGGACUGUUGGCAUCAUUCACAAAUAUUUUUAUACUUUUAACUUUUUACAGCAAAGUUCUGGAAAUCAAAAACCUUACUAUAUUAAUAGAAGUUUAAAAAUAAUAAAGCACGUUUGUUGGGUCAGGUGUCAACCCACCUCUGCUCUUUUGCUCAGUGCUGAUUUUAUAGUAGAAUAUGGCUUCAUAUUUACUGCUCACGAGGAGUGAGGCUGGUGUUUACCAAAUCUGUUGCAAACAACUCAUCCAGCUGAUGAAACUGCAAGUGGUUAAGCUCAGUAAAGAAACGUUUCCACCAACAGGUCCGGUUCAGGACGGGAUGGGGCGGUACGUAUCUUUUUUGCAUUUCCACAAGCAAAAAAACUGUGAAGGGCGGAGCUUAACACGCUGAAAUCCGCCGAUUGGUGGAAAAAAUCAUCACUUCCUGUGUGACUCAGCACUAAGACCAAAGUAAGAACACUGUAAUGUUAAAACACGUUGGAGUCAAAAACUGCUGGAUGUCCACCAUUCUCCUCCUUUGUUCCUGUGUUGCGUUCCUUUUAUAGUUUAAGGAAGCCUUUGCACCACUACGACCUUGUGCUGUUAACUUACGUAUCCAUUGCUAUUCAUCCGAUUAGGUACAGGUACAGUUGCUGUGGAUACGAAACAGAGAUCCGGACUCACCGAACCGUAGCGACCCGGACCUGCUAAUGGAAACAGGGCUCUAGACAAAAACCGUGUUGAGCUUUAAAAUGACCUUAUUAUGUUCUUAACCUUAGAAAUGAUAUUUCCUGUUUGGAUCAAUGCUUCUCCUCCUACACAUUCCACGUGCAUGUAGCUUCUCUCUGCAUUUAUUAGUUGUGUGUUUCUUUAAAAUGAUGGCUGAUGCUGGUUUGAGGAGAGCCACACGUGUUUGGCUGACGUUCUGUGACAAGAAGAUAACGUUUCGUUCAUUUGUGCCUCUAUGAAAGCUACACAAAAAAUAAAUAAAUAAUCCAUUAAACUCCUUUUUAAUUUGCUUUUUCAAACUUUGGGUAACCAAAAAGAGUGAUAGUGACACUUCAUAGCUCAGUAAAUGUACCAAACAACUCUGAUUUUUAGAGGUAGAGUAUGUGUUUCACAGUUUGAAGGUACUCGCUGUACUGUUUCUAUAUGAAGGGUUCUGGUACUCCUGGUUCUUCUGUUACAGAGAUCAGUGAAUGAAAGAACCAACUAAAUAACCUCUUUGCCUUAGAAGUAUAACAGUUUUUAUUACACUGCUUGUAUCUAAACAAAACAAAUAAGAAAAAAAACUUCUUUUAUAAUCUUGUAACAUCUCUAUUACGGUUCUCUGCAUUUUAUAUUUAUGUAAUGAACAUUGUUUUUUCAUUAAAGCAUUCAUUUUAAAACA